AUGCCUGAACAGCGAAAUAUCCAUGAAUUGAAGAGCCUUCAAGGAAAGUUGGCUUACAUCCGGAGGUUUAUCUCUAAUUUGGCUGGACAAUGCCAACCUUUCAGUCGACUGAUGAAAAAAAGGGUACCCUUCGAGUGGGAUGAAACUUGUAGAAAUGCUUUUACAAGCAUUAAAAUGUAUCUCAUGAAUCCCCCUAUGUUAGCUGCACCAAUUUCAGGUAAACCAUUGAUCCUCUAUAUUUCUGCUCAAGAACGAUCGGUUGGGGCCUUACUUGCUCAGGAAAAUGAUGAAGGUAAGGAGAAUGCGCUAUAUUAUUUGAGUCGGAUGAUGACAUCUAAUGAGUUGAAUUAUUCACCCGUCGAGAAGUUGUGUUUGACGCUUAUAUUUACCAUCCAGAAGUUGAAACAUUAUUUUCAAUCACACACUGUCCGACUCAUAUCCAAGUCUAACCCCAUUAAGUAUAUCAUGGCAAAACCUGUGCUGUCUGACCGGCUUGCGAGAUGGUACCUUCAGUUUCAACAAUUCGAUAUUAUUUAUGUACCUGCGAAGGCUGUCAAAGGACAAAUAUUGGCAGACUUUCUAGCCGAUCAUCUCAUGUCUGCCGAGUGGGAAUUGACUGAUGAACUCCUCGAUGAAGAAGUGUUUAUGGUUGAAUCUCCGUGGUCAUUGUAUUUCGAUGGAGCUGCUCACCGCGAUGGAGUUGGUGCGGGAGUUGUCUUUUAUACUCUUGAAACAGAUAUACUGCCAUAUUCUUUCACUUUAACACGUCGGUAUUCAAAUAAUGUGGCCGAAUAUCAGGCGUUAAUUCUCGAUCUUGAAACGACUGUAGACAUGAAGCAGUUGCAUCUUAGAGUCUAUGAUGAUUCAAAAUUAGUGGUAAAUCAACUUUUUGGUAUUUAUGAUGUCAAGAAAUCUGAAUUGAUCCCAUAUUAUAAGUACGUAAGACAACUCGUGGGAUAUCUGGACAAUGUCACUAUAGACCACAUCCCUAAAAAUUUCAACCAACAAGCUGACUCUUUGGCAAGGGUGGCGUCCUUGAUCACUCUACCUUCUUAUCGAAAUCAAAUUUCAAUAUGCCAAAAUUGGGUCAUACCUCCGAUGUUCGAUGAAGAAGAUAAUGGUGAAGAAGAAAAUGCUUAUCAUAUUUUUGUCCAUGAGAUUGAAAAGGAGGAUUGGCGUCAUCUUAUUAUGGAUUACCUUAAUCAUGGAAAGUUACCAGAAGAUCCCAAGAAAAGGGUUGAUAUACGUUGUUGA
Molecule: messenger RNA, 1254 nt
Organism: Coffea eugenioides
Lineage: Eukaryota; Viridiplantae; Streptophyta; Magnoliopsida; Gentianales; Rubiaceae
Exons: 1
Coding region: 1-1254 (417 amino acids)
Molecular function (GO): nucleic acid binding; RNA-DNA hybrid ribonuclease activity
Source: RefSeq, a predicted model, not a curated record